Messenger RNA from Epinephelus moara (kelp grouper), 1435 nucleotides. RefSeq names its product angiopoietin-related protein 5-like. Gene Ontology annotation, biological process: angiogenesis; Tie signaling pathway. The record is from RefSeq and is a predicted model, not a curated record. Bases 258 to 1031 code for a protein of 257 amino acids. Gene Ontology annotation, molecular function: receptor tyrosine kinase binding. NCBI's taxonomy places the organism in Eukaryota, Metazoa, Chordata, Actinopteri, Perciformes, Serranidae. The transcript has 7 exons.
ACAGCAGAGUUUAAAUGUCAUAGUUGUGUAAGCUAUGUGACAUACUUUGUAGAAAUAACAACUCACUUUGGAAUUGGGGAAGUUAGAUGACUGGGUCUGUUGUUGAGACUUUGCUCCUGCUCAGUCUGCACAACAGGAAGUGACAGCAUUUGUCGUAAACGCGAAGGAGGUGUGGUAGUGUAUUUGUUGGGAGAAGCUGGCACUCCUGUAGUGGAAUUUGAGCUGGCAUACAAGGUUCAUCCAACACACAGGUCAAAAUGAAGAGUCUGGUUGGCUUUGGUGUGCUCAUUUUGGCAUGUCUUUUGAGCUGCACAGUACAGGCUAAGAAACACCACAGUCCACUUUCCUCUCAAGGAACAGACUGCACACAGAUUAAGGCUCUCUCACCACAAGCAUCCAGUGGGGUUUAUGUAAUCCAGCCUCAAAAAGUCAAGACCCCGUUUAAGGUGUACUGUGAGAUGCGCCCCGAUGGAGGCUGGACGGUGUUUCAGAGGCGCAGCAAAGGAGUGGUGUCCUUCAACAGGAAAUGGGCAGCAUAUAAAAACGGUUUUGGAAACCUGACACGUGACCACUGGCUUGGUCUGCAAAAGGUUUUCUCUCUGACCAAGAACAAACACAAGAAGUGGACCAUGAGAGUCGACCUGUGGGACCACGAAGAUGACACUGCUUUUGCUGAGUACGCACACUUCAAAUUGGGCGAUGCAAAAGCAGCUUUCAGACUGCUUUUGGGGAAAUACAAUGGAACCGCAGGUAACGCCAUGCAUAGCCAGAACCGCUACGGCUUCAGCACCUCCGACCGUGACAAUGAUGGCUGCUCCCCAUGCAUCUUUGGUGACAUUGCUCUAAUGGAAUGUACUCAGUCAGACGGUGGUGGCUGGUGGUACAGCCGCUGCGGAUCUGCCAGUCUGAAUGGCGACUGGCAUCCUGCUGGUGACCAUAUCGGCUGGGCGUCAGGCCUCCACUGGGAAACCUGGAAAACUCAUGCACCAUACUCCCUGAAGGCCACCAGAAUGAUGAUCAAGUCUGUGUGAGAGGACCCAUCUCACAUGUAACUUCAUACUGGCUUUUCUUGUAGCAUGUGAGAGUGGUGUUACAUUUUAUCACAUAUUUAUAUGCAAAUCAGUUUUGUUUUUUUUAGAUGCUGGUUGUGUUGUUUAUUUCACACUUACAAGGGUUGAUUUUUCUUUAUACUGUAAUAACUUCUUUAUGUAACACCUCAGAAAGAGUAGUUGAGAGGCCAGGCCAUCAUUGAGGUAUUCCUUUAAAGAAUGUAAAAAAAAAACAAAGAAUGUUGGAUGCCCAUAACUGGCUUUAGAGGCAUCUCUAAAAGUCUUAUAUUCUUACAGUUGGUUGUUACAUAAAACAAGCAGACAUCUAAAGGCUGAACAAACAUAUAUUUUUGAAGUGCAUAUUCAUUAAACAGUUUUGUUUGCAA